UAUUUUGAAACACUUCCUCCCUCACCCGGUUUUAUCACCUUUCACCCGGAUAUAGUUUCGCCGUGUUUACAAGUUCAGAUGAAGUUGGAAACAGAACUUUAGUUUGACAAGUGUAGCAUAUUUGGUUUGAUCUUAAAUUUGACGUUACGGUGCAACGGAACUUCGGUUCCCAGCAGCGGACAACAUGGGUAGAAUUGCACCGUUUUAUGAAGGCAAGUUAGCUAAUUCUGGCCCAUUAUAACGGUAAGCCAGAGCCCGUCUUAUUAGACAUUCUCUGGGUAAGCUAAUGGCUUGAAAUCCCUCCAAAAAUCAGAAACGGCUGCCGUUGCUCGCGUUAAAGAGCAGUAUUCAAUUCAUUAGCUGUCGGAAUGUGUGAGGGCAGAAGUCAGGACAGAGAAGUCUUGUUAAAUCGUGUGAUCCAUUUGUCCAAACGGCUAGGAAGAGCAAAGCAGAACUGCCGCGCCACAAAAUUACCCAGAAGUCAUGGUCUCGUUCUGCGGAGAGUUCUGACGACUUGAAAAUCAAAGAUGGCUGCGCCCUGUGUUCUGUAUAUUUACCACGAAUCUACCACCAACGAAUCAGCAGCAACAUCAGCAGCUCCCUUACCAGCAAAUGAGGCGUUCACAAGGCAACAGACUCUCUACCUCAUCGCCCUCGUGCGCCAACACAUUGAGGCAGAUGGGGAGGGGCGUCCAAGGUCCCUCACAGAGCUGAGUGGCCGCCUCAAAAAAGGCAAGAAGAGCAAGAAAGCACUCUGGGAAGAAAUGGCGUCCAAGCUGAGCAGCCAUUUCCAGCAGCUUUUCCUCCCAGAGAAGGUGUCCAGGAAGUGGACCACAUUAGUCGAGGGUUAUAAAAAGGUGAAGGACAGUAUUGCCGCCACAGGGAAGGGACCGGUGCGCUUUCAGUUCUAUGCUGAAAUGGAUGAGAUCCUGGAGGACCAGCACGACGCGGUGUCACCUGUUGUGGGAAUGUGUCAGGGUUUAGAGGAACGCAGGCCUGACGCGGUGAUCCCUGUUGUGGGAACAUGCCGAGGUUUGGAGGAACGCAGGCCUGACACGGUGGGUCCAUGCAACAUUGCAGUGCCCCUUGGCACGGCCUCCUGUGCGCCCUCGACCAGUCGACUUCCACCCAGCUCGUCCACGACCAACACUCCGUCUCCUGGCCUGUCCACUACCAACCCUCCGUCGCCUGCCCCCAUUAUAACAUCAAGGCCUGAAUGCCCCCUACCCACCCUGGGGGCUCCCACGCCACUAGUCCCCUGGUUGCCCCCUCCGCCUCAAGAGAAUGCCCCUACCCACCCCUGGGUGGUUCUAGAACUGUGCCGUGAGGAUCAUGCUGUAGCGUCCGACGAGCUGAAGCUCCACCUGGACAGCAUCCAGCUGCUGCUGCCCGUCCACAGGCAGGAUGGCAGCCUUGGUGAUUCAGAGACUGGCUUUACGAAGCUGGUUGAAACACUCCUCGAGGACUCCGAGGAGAGAAGGAGCUUCUUCCAGGUGCUGCAGGUUCUCAUGUGGGACUUCCUCAGGAGACUGGAGAAGCUGCUGCCAGUCCCCGAUCUGCUGCAGGUUGUGUCGUGGCUUGACGGUUCUGCUGCGUUGGCUGCUGACUGCACUGAGUGCAUCGCCCACCCUGAGAAUCUGAAGGCUUUAACCCAGUGCACUGGGAUCCUCCUAGGGGCAGACAUCACCAUGUGUCCUAGCGCCCCCACAGUGCUGGGGGGAGUCAUCGUCUCCCUGCUCCACACCGGACCACACAGGACUGCCACCAGGGGGCAGAUGGACACCACCACAGGGGGGCAGAUGGACAGCACCACGGGGCAGAUGGGCAGCACCAAGGGGGGGCAGAUGGACAGCACCAUAGGGGGGCAGAUGGGUAGCACCAUGGAUUGUCCUGGAGAUCGUUACCAAGACCACGUGCACAGGAAUGGAGCUGGGGACGAGUUUAGCUGA
Messenger RNA from Alosa alosa (allis shad), 1949 nucleotides. RefSeq lists its product as uncharacterized. Gene Ontology annotation, cellular component: shelterin complex. Gene Ontology annotation, biological process: telomere capping; regulation of telomere maintenance via telomere lengthening. Gene Ontology annotation, molecular function: telomeric repeat DNA binding. NCBI's taxonomy places the organism in Eukaryota, Metazoa, Chordata, Actinopteri, Clupeiformes, Clupeidae. The transcript has 10 exons. Bases 528 to 1949 code for a protein of 473 amino acids. The record is from RefSeq and is a predicted model, not a curated record.